Molecule: messenger RNA, 1876 nt
Organism: Aethina tumida (small hive beetle)
Lineage: Eukaryota; Metazoa; Arthropoda; Insecta; Coleoptera; Nitidulidae
Product: G protein-activated inward rectifier potassium channel 3
Exons: 7
Coding region: 249-1574 (441 amino acids)
Biological process (GO): regulation of monoatomic ion transmembrane transport; potassium ion import across plasma membrane
Cellular component (GO): plasma membrane
Molecular function (GO): inward rectifier potassium channel activity
Source: RefSeq, a predicted model, not a curated record
CGAAAACCUCAACUGAAUCCGACUUUCAUCCGCGUCGGGAAGAUCCACGUGCCGAUGUAUGUAGAAAGUGGCGGAGAGCGCGGUGAAACCGCCGCAUUUUAAUCCAUUCAUCGCGUGCGAAUCGAUCUCGACUGGUUCUGUUUUGCUGCUGGUUCCUAGCUUGUGCUGACUCUAAUAUUUUGCUUGUUUGUUGUUGCUACGUGGUCUUGUUUUGUAAACCAUGCUGUGGUCGCGAUGAAAAAGACGAAAUGCCGUCGUCUCCGCCCGUGCAGAAGCUAUUUUACAGACCGGGCACGAUCGAGGAGCAAGAGGAAGAUCUCACGAUCUACGACGAGGGUAGAUACCACAUAAAUGAGUCACCUCUUCUCAAUCGCAAUGGACAGCGGCUGCUUAACACGCCGACCACCACAAGCCUUGCGCGCAUCUCCACGUGCAACAGCUCCAUGUCGCACGUGCCGGGGGCUCUUCGACACGACAGCUCCAGGAAGUCAUUUCGACCUAAUGCGACGAGAAAAAUGAGAAGAAGAGCUGUGUUUAAAAAUGGUGAUUGCAAUAUACUCCAAUCACGAAUAUCGAGACGUCGACUUAGAUUCCUACAGGACAUUUUCACCACUCUCGUUGACUCCCAAUGGAGAUGGACGUUAACGAUCUUUGCCAUAGGUUUCUUAGGCUCUUGGCUAAUCUUCGCCUUGAUUUGGUGGUUAAUUGCCUUCACGCACGGUGACUUGGAACCUGAUCAUCUCCCACCAGAUCCAGAAAAUUGGACCCCAUGUGUUCUGAACAUUCACGGUUUUACUUCGUGUUUUCUGUUCAGUAUCGAGACUCAGCACACUAUCGGUUACGGUGUGAGGACUACCACUGAGGAAUGUCCCGAAGCUAUUUUCAUAAUGUGCCUUCAAAGUAUUGCAGGUAUGAUGAUUCAAGCCUUUAUGGUGGGAAUUGUUUUUGCAAAAAUGACCAGACCAAAGUUGCGUACCCAAACAUUGCUAUUUUCGAGAAAUGCCGUGAUUUGCCAAAGGGACGGUCACUUAUGCUUGAUGUUCCGAGUUGGAGACAUGAGAAAAAGUCAUAUAAUAGGGGCAAGUAUAAGAGCCCAGUUGAUAAGAGCUAAGAAAACCAAAGAAGGCGAGAUGCUGAACAACUUCACAACCGAACUGGUGGUUAAUGCUGAUGGUGGCGACAGCAAUCUGUUCUUCAUCUGGCCGAUGACGAUUGUGCACAAAAUUGACGAUGAAUCACCUUUUUAUCAUUUAUCCGCAAGCGAUAUGUUACAGGAACGGUUUGAAAUCGUCGUGAUUUUGGAAGGAACGAUCGAAAGUACCGGUCAAACUACUCAAGCUAGAUCCAGUUAUUUAGCCAGCGAAAUUCUUUGGGGACAUAGAUUUGAGCCUCUGGUUUGUUACAACAAAGAUAGGCAGGGCUACGAAGUAAACUAUUCGAAGUUCGACAACACUAUGUCCGUAGAUACUCCAUUGUGCUCUGGUGCGGAGUUGCACGACUUUUACAUGGCUCAAAAUAUGUCGGACACACCUGAUUUAACACCUCCGAAACCCAUGGAAGAUGCACCUUCAUGAGUAGAAAUCAUCAAUCAUACUAACCAAAAGUAUUACUAUAGUUAAUUUAUGUAGAACGAUGCUUGUUUAUUUAUUUUUGUGACUGUAUUUAGUGAGACUUUAACUUUUGUAAGGUUUAUCGACUUCAACCAGCUGUUGUUGUAAAAGUGAAUUUUUCAGAGAGCGAACACCAACAAUACAGAUUGUUGGAUCCUCCGACUAGAAGUCCAUUGCCACGUCAAAUGAUAUCGGUCAAUUCCAAUCAGAAUUUCACCCAAAUCAACGAGGAAAACGAAGAUGACGAAACUAGACCAUUUCCAGUC